This is a messenger RNA of Podarcis muralis (Common wall lizard), 8276 nucleotides long. Lineage: Eukaryota; Metazoa; Chordata; Lepidosauria; Squamata; Lacertidae. The record is from RefSeq and is a predicted model, not a curated record.
ACGCGAGCGGAUGUGGGAGGAGGAGCCUUGAGGGCGUAUUAUGCAGAUGUCCCACCAAGCCCGGCCUCUUCCAUCCCUGGCUAUCUGCCUGCCCAGUAUUGGAGGAGACUAUUGUUAGCCGCCAAAGUUGCAACUCCAGGAAAUUGACUAAAGGGGCCAAGCGCUCUUUUCUCGCCCGCGAAGGCGCAGCUGGAGGAAGAGAAGAACGGAAACUUUGUCGCGCGCCGAGAGCGGAAGGAAAAGCUGGUCUCUCCAGCCUGGGGGCAGGAUCUGUGGAAGUGCUGAAUGAAACUGCAAUGUGACCUACUUUUUUUCCAAGGCUUGUACCACCCCCUGACACCCCUCAACUCUUUGCAGAAGCAACGAUGAAACGGCGCAAGUGAGUCUCGCUCCCGCCUUGUUCCCCCUCUUCCCCGGGAGGUUAUUCCACCACGCCACCCUGCAUCAAUCUGCCUUAUCAGUGACCGCGGGGAUGUCCAAUGCAGCAAGGGAUGACUUUGAAGCACAACACCUCCACCUGCAGGAGGAGGAGGAGGAGGAAGAUGAGCUCGAGAGGCGUGCAGAUCUGGACGGAGACCCCAGUGUGGGAAGAAGCAGGCUUGUGGGGAGCCUGGAUCGGCAGGGUGUCUCUUCUCCUCAGGAGAUCCUGGAGGAUGUUGAACAUCUGGAAGAGCUUAAGAGCAACCAGGAAUUUUUGGCAGAACACAACUGGGGGUCUGACUUGGGUGAACGUCAGGAUUUCAAAUGUGCAGGGGCAACCAGCCCUGGGAAUCCUUCAGACCGACACAAACAUCUAGAGGACAAUGGAAGCCCCAAUGAUCAAGGUCCGAUUUCCUACUGGCAUCCACAGAGAGACCAACUUUUGGGUGCCCCAGAAGAUGACCAGGAUCCAGGCAGCUCCCAAGAUCUGGAGAAACAAGCAGGGGAGUUGGAUGCUAGCAGUGAGGGAGAGACCUACCCAGAGCUCUCAUAUGAGGUCCAGUACGGCUCAGAGUAUAGCACCAGUCCCGAGGCACUGAGAGACCCACAGGCCUUGUACAAGAGCAGCAAAUCCUACAGUUUUAUCUCAGAAGGUGGAGGAGAGUUUUCUGAUAACUCCAACCUCAGUGCCUCUCCUUCCAGGCCUCCUCUGGAAUGCACCCUCUUGAAAACAGAUGCCUAUGAGCUUGGCAAGACUCAGAAGUUUCCAGAGGAAAUGGCACUUCCUUCCCCAUCAAGGAGAAGUCCUCAUGGCAGCUCUUUUGGGGGUUCCAUGGGCAGCAGUCAUAGCCCCUCGUUUGUAGACCAUGUUCCAAAUUUUUCCAGCAUUGAAGCUGAGACCUUACCAGAAUCCUCCUUUAUAGAGAACCUGGGCCACCCGAAGGAAGGUGUUGACAAGGUGGUUGCCACUGCUGGCAGAGCCAGAACAACUCAGUGUUUUCCUUUAGCCACUGUUAAACUGAAGGAGAAGCUUCUGGAACCAAGCGGGGCAAUGGAAACAUCUCACACCCUGAGGCAAGUUGGCUACCAGCAGCUGGAAAAGGUGUGGAAGCUGAAAACAGAUGUUCCUCAUGGACUGCCAUCCAAAUUCAAAAGGCAGUCCAGGUCCCUGAGCCCACAGGGGAGAGCUGCCUGGAAAAGGGCAGGAGAGCCCAGUUUGAGCAAGCCUGUCCAAGAAAGUAGUCCAGUAAACCUGGCAACAACUGACACUUUGCAGUAUGGCCGAGGGCAGCUCAACUACCCGCUUCCAGAUCUGUCCAAAGUGGAGCCUCGAGUGAAGUUUCCAAAGAACGCACAAAGCUACCAUCCACCCCGGGGGAAGACCCCCCCAGCGAGGACCAAUGAAUCUGGGAAGCCAGUGGUCUUCAAGUCUCCUGCUGAGAUUGUCCGUGAGGUGCUGUUGAGCAGUGGGGAAGGGUCUGUGCAGAAAUGUCAAGACCCCACCAUUUCUGUCAUUCCCGAAGAACUCAAAUCCCCAAGACAAGCUACAGUGCUGGUGCAUCAACUUCAGGAGGACUACCACAAACUGCUGACAAAGUAUGCUGAAGCUGAGAACACCAUUGACCGGCUACGGCUGGGUGCAAAGGUGCGGCUGUACUAUGACCCUCCAAAACCCAGCCAUGGGGUCCAAAUGGGGACUGUGGCUCAGGCCUCCAAGGUCAUAACCUUCAGCAUCCCUCAGGCCAGGACAGCUGAGGUCACAGGGAGCUCUAGCUCAGCACCAGAUGCUGCUUGGAAUGAAGGAUUUUCUGGUCCUCAAGCAGCCUCCUUUCCUCUUCCCAACUCCAUGGGUUUGGGCAAUCCAGCAGCAGAUGGCUUCACCUCCACAUCAACACCUUUUGCAGGAGAUCACUUGACACACCUGUUGGCUUCCCAAGCUAGCAAAUUCCAGACUCAGGUGGAAAAUUUGGAGGAGCUAAUUCGAACAAGGAAGUUGCCACUUCAAGACCAGCUAAAGGGGUUCGCAAGACUAAAGGAAGCCCAGGAUGCCUUGGAGCAGACAUAUCUACAGGCUCGAGAUGAAUGCAGGCAGUUGCAGAACCAUCAAGAACCUGCAGGGGCGCUAGGAGACUUUGAUUCUGAUCGAGCAGUGGAAGGACAGAUAUUCCAACUGGAGAUGCGCUUGGAGGAGCUGAAGGAAAGGAUUGACCAGGCAAUGUGGGACCAGCCAGUUGCACAGAGCAGCGUUGAGGCACCUGAUCAUCCUGCCUGUUUUCCAGCUCAGGCAUCCGAGUCGCAGAUGAGGUCGCCGACUCCAUCUCUUCAAGCCCCAGUCCCGGUGGUCUGCACUCCAUACCCUGAGACCCCCUUCCCCACGAAUGGCCGCAGCCAAGCCCAGCUGGCCUUGGAAGUGAACUCCAUCAGUGAUGAGACUGGAGAAGAGGGAGAAAGCAGCCUUCCGGAACCACUCCGGCACAUGCAAGCCCAGGUGGAAAAGGACUUUGAUCACCUCCUGGACCACUACAACAGCUUCAAAUCUUUGCCAGAAGCUCUGAGCUUGGAACAGCUGCACCUGGACAGUCAUUACUCACGCCCAGAUGAAGCAGACGGUACAGGCAUAACGGAUGUUGGGACAAAGGAAGGCUCCCACUGGGUGGUGUCUAAAGCUAGCAAGACCUCUUACAGGCCUUCAACCUUGCAGCAGCCCCAACAGAUGGAACCUUCUGAGCAGCUUUUGAGGAAGUCCCAGCAGGAAGUACCUGCCCAGACCAGCUGCUCACCAUCCAUCCAGCAGGAGGAGGAGCCAGUUCCUCAGGGUUCAGUUGAACAAAAAUGUCCAUCGACUCCAGUUCCAAAGGCCUCAUCAUCUAGGAGGCAGCAGAAGCACCUGUCGCCACAGAGCAGCAUGGUCAGUGUGGCAGGCAGUGCUGCUUCUGAACACAUAGCCAAGAAGUCCCCCAGAAGACAAACACAGGAUUGCCUGAGGCAAGCCAGGGGCACUAUUAAAAUCCAAGGACAUGUCCCAGCCAGGAAAAACACCCAAGAAGGAUGCAAAUAUGGGCCCAUCAGGGAGUGGGGGUGGCAUCAGAAGAGUCCUGAGGGCCAAAAUUUACGCCUUGUUUCCCCAGAGACAGACAGUGGAUUUGUGGGAUCAGAAGCCAGCAGGGUGUCCCCGUUGGCACAAAUGCCAAAGCACUAUACAUCCAAGUUUAGGUCCCACAGCAUGCUGGGAAAUUCAACCUCUGUUGAUGUAGACUUCCAAGAAGAAUCGAUAAGGAAAGCGCCUGUCACAUUGGAAUCAUUGGAAACAGACAGGUCACCCAGGCACACACAAUCAGACAAUGGGAUGCAGAAACAAGGCCUCUCCAAAGGAAGACCUUUCCAGAUUAACUCCCCUACCAGGUGGACCAACAGCAUUGCCAGUGAGAUGGAGCCAGGCAUGGAUAGUGCUCACACAGACUCUGAGGCUGAGGCCCAGGCAAGACUUGACACUUACAAUGUGCCUGCUGACGAAGCAAGACAUUCUCCUAGCUCCUCUGCCGUUUCGCUGCCCCCAGACCAGACUCAUGACUACAGUCUCCUUGACACCCGCGUGCACCGAGCCCAGGCUAUCAGAGCUUUGCAGCAUGAAGUCCACCAGCUUCGCCAAGUCCUGGAGAAGACCCUCCAGCAGCCUCAUGGUUAUCCAAAGCGGCCACCCUCCGCACAUACCUCUACACUCCAGAUGCCAAGACAGGACAGGACCCGCCUCCCCAGAAGUGCCAAUUCAAUAGGGUCCAACCACAUCCCCACCUCAUCUCGCAGCAAAACAUCCGGGAAGAGCACAGCUGACCCUGACAGUCCAGCUCUGUUGAUCAAGCCAGAAGAUUGGAUAAAGAGAUCAAACCUGCAAGAUGGGAUCCAGCUGGAUCUCAGCCCUUCAGAGUCAGACUACUCACCACCAAAGCCAUGGAAAGGGAAACGCCAGGAAACUUCUGCUUCUAGGAAAGAAUCCCCAGAGCAGCCCAUCCUCUGGGGGCCCUACACUGGAACCCAGUAUUCUUUUUCAAGUCCCAAGUCGCAAGAACCAAAGACUCCCAAAAGCUCUGCCCCGUGCCCCUAUUGCCAAGAGGUCAAGUCACGGCUUGAAGACGUACCCACAAGAAACCAAGAUGCCAGAGGCUACAAAGGCUGUGACUCCCCAAGGGAUUCAUUUGGACCCUUCUACCAAAGCACUCCAAAGAAGUCAGAAACACCAAGCCAUCUGUGCAAGGAUACCAGGAACCCCAGGAGCAAAGUAGUGCAUGGGGUGGACCAUGGUGCAGGGGACAAAGCAGAGCAAAGUUCUGGACCACAGCAGAACCCCAGCAAUCACCAUCAAUCACAGCAGCCUGGACUCUGGUAUCUGGCACUCCCAAGCUCUGCUGCCUCCAUCAGCUAUGUCCCCAUGGUUCCCUACCCUCCAGCGCCUAUAAUCUAUUGUUCUCCACUUGCACCUCAGGUCUCCUCCCCUGUUGCUGUCCCUAGCAGGCCCCAGGCCACAGAGCUGAAAACCUCGGCUUCUCGGCACCAAAUGCAAGAGGGUUCCUGCUGCUCCAUGACUCUGGACUGCGCUGGUCUGCAGGACCUGAACAGGUCUCUGAGCCGCGCCAUAGUAGCUGCGAGAGACAUGAAGCUCACUACCAAGCGGAUCAGCCGGUCUCUGACUUCAGAUGUGAACAAAGGGAGGCACCAGCGGAGAUCCUGCCUCUUUUAGCAAGAGAGCCAAGUGGAUGGACACCUCCUCUACUGGUUUAGCUGGAAUUGCAAAAAAAAAAACCUGGCCAGAGCUCCCCAAAACAUAACAUGAGGGAGAUAUUCACAUAACAUUCUUGGUCUUUUAUGUGCCAAAGAGCACCACCAUAGAGCCCCUAACUCACUGUGGAGGUGUCCCAUUUUUGGGUGCCCGACAGCCUCUUAAGCAUUGUGGAGGUGCUCAAGUCUCUAGGCUGUGUGUGGCGCCUGUCUUAAUACACACUGGGAGCCUUCAAAGAUUGUGGAAAGGGACUGCUGCUGCACUUCCCCUUCACUCCCACCCCCUGAACAAGCAACUUAACGUCGUGUCACGAAAGCCAUCUCUGCCCUUAUUUUGCGCGUCUUAAAAGGGCAAAUUUCCAAGCAGUUUGGGGAAAGAUGUGGCAUUUUCGCGGACUAGGGGUUUCUUUAUUUUUCCAAUGGACAUUGAGGGUAGUGUAUCUCUCUUAAUGUUGGCAGGGGGCUUGGUGGUGGGUCCUUAGGUCAGCCUUAGAUAUUCCAGUGCUGGGUGUCCUCUACCUGCCUGUUCCUCUUUUCUCACCUUACCUCAACUGUAUUUUGCCUUAAAAAUGGAAGUCUUAAAAGCUCCUUUGGGGGCAUAGUGGCAGAAGCAGAACAUAUUCUGGCACACUGAGGCCAUGUGAAGAUGGUACUUCUUCUCCCCUCGAUUUAUUUUCAGGGAAUUGAAAGGCCCUAUGGGGGUGGUCAGCAAAUGGCUUGUUGUCCAGCAGACAAUUCUGGCACCUGCUGCAGAGUUAUCCCACUUUAGCACCCUUCAUCUCCUAGGAAGAUGAAGAUGAUAUUGGGCAUAAGCAGUGGCCAGUGGCUGUUCAGAUCCUUUAAGGCUAUGCUCUUCCUCUACUGGUGGAACAACUGUGUCUUUGAAUGCCACCUGCUGGGAAGUACAAAUGGUUCUGCUUUUGGACUUCCCACUGGGACAUAUGUUGGUCAUUGGGAAAACAGGAUGCUAAGCUACAUGGGCCAUUGGCUUGAUCCACCAGGGCUCUUACGUUUUUAUCCUGAUUGUCUUGCAGGAAGGUCUACUACCUCCUCCAUGCUGUUGCUGAACUGAUCUCAUUCACUGUAAACAUACAGCACUGUAUCCAAUGUUUGUCAUUCUUAAGAGCAGACUCACUGAAACUAAUGCACAUAACUUAGGUUCAUUAAUUCCGGUGGAACUAGUCUGAAUACAACCCCUUACAGGGUACUGUCCUACUUACAAGGCUCAAUAAGCUGAGAGUAGGACAUAAAAGUUUUUGGGUGGUCCUCUUAAGGGCCGUGAGUCUAUUGCAAUACUUACCUCAGGACUCUUCGUGAUGCAUGAGAGAAAGAGCUCUAUUUUGUGAAGGGGUAGCCAUGGUGAAUCGUUUUCAGAGAUAUGUGUAUAUGUGUUUGGGUGUGUGUAUUUGUUUUUUUACACGUGUGGUUUCAAUUGCUGUUUGGUUUGGUACUAUGGAAUGGAAACAAUGAGCAUUUUGUAUGUCAACUCUUUUGGGGUUUUUUGCCUUCAAGAAUGUCUUCAAAAUAUAUUUUGCCAGAAUACUUUUCUCUCCCUCCCCAUUUCCUUGUGCCCAUUAGGUUGUUUGUGUGUGCUUUAAGAACUUUGGGCAAGCAGCCACUCCGAGGUCCAACACAUUGUAGGCAGUUUGCCAAGACCAAAUGCAAUCAAUAAGCAUUGGGGGGCAGUAGAUAUAUAACAGUAUCAGACACUUUUUGCUGUCAUUGUCAGGGCAAAGUUGAUCAAUAUUUAAGACAGAACAGAUAUCAGUGGUGAGCAACCUUCAGCCUGCAGGCCUGAUUAGGCCUGCCCACCCUCCUCAUUUUGCCCACAAGGCUGGUUUGCCCAAGAGGCACUUAAAUUUACAACUAAUGUCAUAUGCAGUAUCAGGAGCAGGAGAGAUAAAGAGGUGUCAGAGCUGGGAGGGAGUUUGUGCGUAGCCCCCAUAAGCUGUCAUAUCAGGGCUUUGCCAGCACCAAUGUUCGGCUGAUCACUGGGUCUUGUAGAAUAUUCCUCUAUUACAUGCAAUAGGAUUCCUUCUGGGCACAUGAUCGCUACCCAGGAAUUUGUGAUCAGUAGCAGAAACAAGCUUCCUCCCACAAACCAACACAUAGUUUUCCCCUAGGCAUUCUUUUUCAGCAACCUAAGGCCCACCUGCAUCAUAUAUUGAGGCGGUAUGAAACUGUAUUCAAGCAGUCAUGUGUUCCCCCGAAGAAUCCUGGAAACUGUGGUUUGUUAACGGUGCUGAGAGUUCUUAGGAAAUUCCCUAUUCCCCUCUUUGCAAAGAGUCAAUCCCUCUUUGCAGGGAAUUCUGGGAACUGCAGCUGUGUUGAAAAGCACCUCUCAGCACCCUGAACAUACUACGGGUCCCAGGAUUCUUCAGGGGAAGCCACAACUGUUUAAAGUGGUAUAAUGCUGCAGUCAAUGUAUAGUGCAGAUAGGACCUCACCUUUAAGACAGCAGCCUUUGGGUUCUUGUUAUUAGACCAUUGGGAGUUAGAAACCCUAGCUGAUCUGUUGGGGCUAACCCAGAGGUUUCCUAGGAGAGCCUGUUCUACCUUCUGCCAAUCACUGAAUUAAGCAACCGCUUAAACGCAGCUGGGAAGUUGAGGCUACCUUGGCUGUUCUUGGUCCUAUCCUCACUGCUGCUAAUGUUCCAUGCUGCCUGUAGAUUAUGUGAGUUGAGAUGUGAGUGCAGUAAUAACAGGAAUUGACUCAGUCAUGAGAUGAGUGCCUUAGAAACAUUGCAACACAAAGGAAGGGGAAGUGGGCAGCUGGUGAUGGAUGUCUGUGCCGUUUGCCCCCUGACACCUUUUUAAAAUAAACUUUUUGAAUCUAUAAAUAUACCUUUAUUUUUUUAAGAAAAAAAUCAUGAUGACAGAUCCUUCUCAACACUCAUACUAUCUGUAGAAAUGUGCUAAAAUGUGCAUUAUGUUGUAGAUAGUUCUCAAAGCACUUUCAGACACAGGGUGUUGGUGUAGGGUGUGUUUUGCAUUGGAGCCAUUACCACAAACAAAAUCACUGUGAAGCUAUGAUAGUUGUAUCUUUUUCAACAUUCCUUUAAAAUAAAAUAAAAUAAAAAACAA